Messenger RNA from Terrapene triunguis (Three-toed box turtle), 834 nucleotides. RefSeq names its product E3 ubiquitin-protein ligase TRIM39-like. The transcript has a single exon. NCBI's taxonomy places the organism in Eukaryota, Metazoa, Chordata, Testudines, Emydidae. The annotation marks the transcript as partial. Gene Ontology annotation, molecular function: protein binding. The record is from RefSeq and is a predicted model, not a curated record.
UGGACGUGACUCUGGAUCCAGACACGGCAAAUCCCAAACUCGUCCUGUCUGAGGAUCGGAAACGUCUGAGACUCGGAGACAAACGCCAGGAUCUGCCCAACAACCCUGACAGAUUUGAUCGUUGUCCCUGUGUCCUGGGCGCUGAGGGGUUUGCGGGCGGGAGGCGUUACUGGGAGGUGGAGGUGGGAGACAAGACAUGCUGGGCUCUGGGGGUUUGUAGGGAAUCUGUGAGCAGGAAGGGGUGGGUGAGACUCACACCUGGGAAUGGAUACUGGGUUGUUUGGCUGAGGGGUGGGGGAUACAAGGCUGGCACCUCCCCCAGGACCCCCCUCCCCGUGAGCGUCAGGCCCAGCCGGGUGGGGAUUUUCCUGGACUAUGAGGCGGGCGAGGUCUCAUUUUACAAUGUGACUGACAGGUCCCAUCUCUUCACUUUCACUGACACCUUCUCCCGGACGCUCCGCCCUUAUUUCUAUCCUGGUCUCAACGCUGGGGGUACAAACGCGGCUCCCCUGAUAAUCUGCCCGGUCCCAGCUCAGGCCAGAGGGAAUCUCUGUCCCUGACAGUGACCCCGCGGCACAGACUGUCCCCUCCCAGCGCUGCUGCUCUUCCCACCCCCAGUGGUUGGGGCCUGUUACUGCAGCAACUGGAGUUUUUGUGCUGACCGGACGCUGCCAGUUUCCCUGUUCAACUGGAGGUUCCAGUCGAAAAACAGACACCUGGGAACCCCCAGCCCUCACCUUCCCUGUCCCCUGCCCCAGGGGUAGCAGAUGGGGGUGGAUGGGGGACAUUUACCCCUGUCAGAAUUUUCUACCCCUGUGAAAGCUCAACGUAAAA